Messenger RNA from Capronia epimyces CBS 606.96, 1128 nucleotides. RefSeq lists its product as uncharacterized. The record is from RefSeq and is a predicted model, not a curated record. The transcript has 2 exons. Bases 1 to 1128 code for a protein of 375 amino acids. Lineage: Eukaryota; Fungi; Ascomycota; Eurotiomycetes; Chaetothyriales; Herpotrichiellaceae. Gene Ontology annotation, molecular function: nucleotide binding.
AUGGCGCCCAUCCGCCUAGGAGUGGUCGGGCUGUCGGCCGAAGGAUCAUGGGCAUCGCGCUCUCACCUGCCGCACCUGCUGCAGUCGGACGACUACGCAAUCACGGCGCUACAGAACAGCAGCGCGGAAGCGGCGUCACGGGCGGUGGCCAAGUACCAGCUCCCAGGCAAGGUGGCAUGCUACGGCAGCAUCUCGGAGCUGGUGGACGACGCGAACGUCGACAUGGUGGUAGUGUCGGUCAAGGUGCCGCACCACUACGAGCUUUUGAAGGCGGCGCUGGCAGCCCCGACCAAGAAGGACGUGUUUGUGGAAUGGCCGCUGGCGGCGAACCUGCGCGAGGCCGAGGAGCUGACGGGGCUGGCGGCGGCGCGCGGGGUGCGGACCAUGGUCGGGCUGCAGGCGCGGCAGAACCCCAGCAUCCGGCGGGCGCGCGAGCUGGUGGCCUCGGGCGCGCUGGGCGACAUCCUGGGCACCACGAUGCUGGGCAACGGGCUCGUCUUCGGGCCCCAGGUCACCUCGGACCUGCUGUACAUGCUGCCCAUCGAGCACGGCGCCAACCUGCUCACCAUCCCGGCCGGCCACGCCAUCGACGCCCUGUGCUACGUGCUCGGCGAGUUCAAGCACCUGCACGCCACCCUGGCCAACAACCGGCCUGAGCUGUCGCUGGUCGACUCCGAUGGCAACCAUGUCCGCUCCGUCGCCAAGUCCGCCCACGACUACGUCGCCGUCGAGGGCACCCUGCUGCGCGGCGGCGUCGCCUCCGUCGUCUAUCAGGGCGGCUCCUCGCUGACCGGCAAGGACUUUUACUGGGAGAUCAAUGGCUCCAAGGCCAGCCUGAUCCUCGAGGCCGAUUCCGGCCACGUCCAGAUGUUCCAUCCCACCUUGAAGUUGGCCACGCCCCCGUCCAGCUCCCACUCCGUCUACGGCUCCGGCCCCGGUCCAAAGGUUGAGGAGGUCCUGGUCGACAAGGCCGCCAAUCUCUCCUACAACGUCGGCUUGGCCUGGGAUGCCUUCGUUGACAAAGGCCCCGGCAGUGUCACCACCUUUGAGGAUGCCCUCGUCAGACAUAGGAUGAUCGAUGCCAUCUACAAAAGCAACGAGACCGGCACGAGACAAUCGUAUCUUUGA